AUGAACAGAAAUGAAAAAAGCUACGAGUAUUUUGGUAAACCGGGACCAGAAGAGGGAAAGCUGAGACAAAGAGAUAAGAAUCUCCAGAGCCUCAUUCUGGCAGCGCUAAGGCGAAGUCCCGAGUUCAUGGAUAAAGCGGGCGGGUGCGACUUGUUCUGCUUUAUUUACGUGCUUUUCGUGUGUACUUUGAGCUUUUUGUCAACGAUAACAACAAAAACAAACUUGUCACUUUGUUUUCUUUUACUUCACAUGAGGACGUCUUCUUGUAACCAAUCAUCUCCUCAGGAGUGAAAAGGCCGCCGUUGUAGUGGGAGUGGCGCUCAAUCAACUGAUUAUGCCGAUAUUUCAGCAGCAGACGGAGCAGGCUCCCCUGACCGGUUUCCUUUCUCAGUUUGCUCUAAGGCUUCCACAAAUGUGCGAUUUUGAGAAGCAUGCUGAGACCGUUUUCAAGAGGGACGAAAAUGGUCCAGGAUGCAUUCCAAAAUUGAUUUUGCUUUUGGUGUGAGCAUGAUCUAACUUGUUUGCCGACCAGAUUUGAUCGUAUCUUCUGGAGCACUUUUCUGAGUGCUCGCGCAGGGGCAGGAAUGGGGCAGAGAGCCGACGAACUCCGGCCCGCUAUUAAAAGCGCGAUUGGCGACCUACUAAAGUCGGAGCAGCCUUGAGGGCGCUCUUAUUUGUAGGAUUGAAAAUUAGGGCCAGAUUUGAGCUUAGGUCUGCUAGAUGAACCUCAUCACUGUAUUGGAAAAAAAAUUAUAUUGACAACUACAAGAUACAACCAAGAACACGAAAACAAAUUAUCAGAAUUUCAAUUUUCGAUAAGAAAAACUAACUCGAACAUACAACCCAUUUUUGAUGAUUAUGACAGACAAGACGAUGCAAAUCGAAAUUCUGUACUUCAACUCCAGUUUUUGUUUCUCAGGAAGUACUUCCCAUUCCCCAUGUGUGUUGAAGAUCAUGCCAGAGGAAGGACCACCGGCACCUGUGGCCGACAUAGUUAUUACAAUCACGACUACCUGUACCAGAAAAAUUGAAUAUCAGGUUCUCGCAAGUCCUCAGGUUCUAGAUUCUAGUCAUUACAAGACAGAAAAUGGCGAGACUUCAUUCUCAUGUGAAGACAGACUGUGACCUAAGUGUUAUCGUUGUCAGCCUCGCAAUGCACCUCCUUGAUAUUGUUACUGAGCACCUACCAGCAACAACUUUUUACUUCUACAAGAAGCAACAAAAACAAUUUGCACCACCUCCGAAGUUGGUGUCUCAUUGGACAUCGCCACAUGACACAUCAACACUCUUCUCGGUAAACUAUGAAGCUGUUUUCCUUGGUCUCAUGCCCUUCAUCGGCAUGGCUUGAGUGUGUCUGCAUGGUCUCGAAAUUUUGAGGUCUAGGUCUACAGCGACGUUUCGAGAAAGGCAGCGAAAGUGUUUUGUUCCCCUAGUCUCGUCAAGAGGAUGUCAUUAGAAGAAUGGAUGAGAACGAUCGUAUGACAAUCGUUGAAAGAAUCUGGAUAGGC
Messenger RNA from Amoebophrya sp. A25, 1508 nucleotides. The record is from the annotation of a GenBank genome assembly. Lineage: Eukaryota; Dinophyceae; Syndiniales; Amoebophryaceae.